This is a messenger RNA of Capsaspora owczarzaki ATCC 30864, 928 nucleotides long. RefSeq lists its product as hypothetical. The record is from RefSeq and is a predicted model, not a curated record. The coding region runs from base 55 to 798 and encodes 247 amino acids. The transcript has 2 exons. Lineage: Eukaryota; Filasterea; Ministeriida; Capsasporidae.
UUUUUUUUUUUUUGUUUGUUUGUUUGCGGUUUUUCUUCAUUCAGAGCUUCCCUCAUGUCUGACCUCCUCCCGCUCCAGGCUCGCCCCGACGCUGCUGGCCAGCCCAUCCAGCCCGCAUAUGCUGCAGCGCCUCUCGGCGGUGCGAGCAACAUGCAGGCCUCGCUGUAUUAUCCCAGUGCGCCACCCGACGACUUUGGCAACCCCUAUGUUCAGAAUCAACAGCCGAUGCCGAUGCCGAUGGGCGCUCCUGCCGGUAUGGGCUAUCCGCCGCUGCAGCCGCAAGUGAUGUACAUGCAGAUGCCGCAGCAGAUGGCCGCCUGCUGCACCUGCCAGGCCGCUGCGACGACCCGCUGCGAGACCUGCCAUGUGCCCCUCUGCGCCGUCCACGUCUACGAGCGCAGAGAGAGUCAGCAAGAUGGCAACGUGAUUGGCAUGUGGAGGCGCCGCAUCUGCGCUUACUGCCUCAACUUUAACACGUUCCUCGACUACGAGUCUCGGACACCCGCUGCCAUGUACCUCUUGCUUUGCUGUUGCUGUUUGAUCCCUUGCCUGGCUCCGAAGAUCUCCGAGAAGGCGAUCAAGGAGGUCCAGCUCAAAGUUUGGGUGUACAACAAACAGAACAAUGUGCCCAUGGUCAUCCGCCUCGAACGCGGGAACAACAAGUACCAGUUCUAUUUGUACCCCCACAACCACCCGGAGUUUAUCAACCGCAUUGCCAGCGAGCAGGCUGCGGCCAACCAGCAGGCUGCGGCCAACCCGCCGGUUGCGGCCAGUGAGCAGGUUGCGGUUGACAAGUAGAUCUAGACCGGGUGCGAUGACUCGACUCGGUUGUCAAGCCAAAAAAGUCACCUGGCUGCCAGACAUUGCAAUGUCACAAUAAACAAAAGGCACAACAAUAUGGAGCAUUCUUGUGUUGAUUCAAAUGGUG